AUGGCGCUCAUAUCCGCGAAAACCAUCCUCACCUCGCUCUGCUUCUUCCACAUCACCCUGGGCUUCUUCUUCCUCACCAACCCAAAUACCGUGGCCGACCAGCCGAUGGUCCAGCUGCUCGGCGAGUCCAUGGGUCUGAUCUGCCUGGUCCACUACUGGGGAACGCAAGCCCCCCUUCGCCUAACCCUAACCUUCCUCCUCUCCACCUACUCCUUCUUCUUCUCGCCCUCCUCCCCGCUCUUCUACAGCAGCCCCGCCCCAGGCUCCCCCAACUCCUCCACCUCCCCCGGCACGGGCUCCUCCAGCUCCUCCAACCGCUUCCAGCACCCCUCGCUCCACCGCGCGGCCAACAACCCGGGAUACACGCCCUCGAGCUGGGGCGGCGACGUGCUCAAGAACCGUGUGUUUUUCACGUUUAUGUUUGUUGAGACCAUGAGCUGGUUCUGGGUGUGGGUUACGCUGCAGGAGGAGCGGCGCGAGCUGCUGACGAAGAAGGCGAGGCGGAGGAGCAGUUCUGGGGCGGGGGCUGGGUACCAAUAUUAG
Messenger RNA from Chaetomium globosum CBS 148.51, 543 nucleotides. RefSeq lists its product as uncharacterized. The record is from RefSeq and is a predicted model, not a curated record. The coding region runs from base 1 to 543 and encodes 180 amino acids. NCBI's taxonomy places the organism in Eukaryota, Fungi, Ascomycota, Sordariomycetes, Sordariales, Chaetomiaceae. The transcript has 3 exons.